AUGAACGAUAUAACAGACGAUCCUCUUGACUUUGCUUCAACACUUGAUGAUCGUUUUAUUAAAACUGGUCAAGAUGAAGGUCAUCACUAUGGUUAUCAACGUGGGUUUCGUCAAGGUUUCUGUCGUGGUCUUGAUUAUGCUCUUGAAAAUCAUCGUGAAAUUGCUAUUAUAGCUGCUUAUUGUGCGCAAUUACUAGGACAACUUAAUUCAACAAAUGAUUCCAAUCCUCGACAACGACGUUUAUUAAAUGGUAUUACGGAAUCGUGUCGUGAAUUCCGAACACUUCUUCCAGAUGCACCACGAUAUGCUGAAUUACUGGCUUCCAUAAGAGCUCGUCAUCAACAUUUAACUGGUGCUGGUAACAAUACGAUAGAAGCAUCGAAUUUAAAUUUUUAG
Molecule: messenger RNA, 396 nt
Organism: Rotaria socialis
Lineage: Eukaryota; Metazoa; Rotifera; Eurotatoria; Philodinida; Philodinidae
Source: the annotation of a GenBank genome assembly